AUGUUCCACAUCCCCAACAUCAUCGCUGUAUUCCUUGCAUGCAUCUGCUUGGGAUUGCUUUAUGUGCGUAGGGUACAUCAAAAGCGUUUCUCGUCUCUCUUCCCAGGUCCAAAGUCUAUUCCGCUCCUCGGGAAUGCGCAUCAAUUUCCGUUAGAAUAUCAACACCGGGUUCUCGGCGAAUGGAACAAGAUAUACGGCGACAUUAUCUACACGCGGCUGUUCCGGAGGCCAGUUCUCAUCCUGAAUUCGGCGCAAGCGGCGUUCGACCUGCUGGAAAAGCGAGGUUCAAAAUAUUCUGAUCGACCACGAUUUGUGCUCAUCAACGAGUUGAUUGGAUUCGAUCCAAAUCUGUCAUUUAUGCCCUACGGAGACCAAUGGCGCCGUCAUCGUAAAUGGUUUCAGGCCGCACUCAUUGACAAACGGAAGCUCGAGACGUAUCAUCCUAUGCAGCUGAGGGAAGUUCACCGGUUGUUAUACAUGUUCAUGCAGACGCCGGACGGUUUCAUUAUGCAUAUCAAACGACUAGUGGGCGCAUUAUCAAUGGAGAUUAGCUACGGCCAUCGGGCGACCUCCCUGGAACAUGAUGAGCACAUCAAAGUGGCAGACGACACAGUAACCGCAGCUUUUGAAGCGGGUAACCUUGGGUCAUCGUUGCUCGACUUCUUUCCCAUCCUGAAAUACCUUCCUGCCGCUAUGCCCGGCAUGAAAGCCAAACGUGAGGCUCUGCGUAUUCGUCCUCAUAUGCGCGCCUUGUUUGAAAAACCCUAUUUCGAGGUAAAGAAGGCAAUGGCCCUUGGUACUGCGAAGCCGUGUUUCUUGACUUCCAUGUUGGAAGACACGAUGAAGGACGGAGACCUGACGGAAGAAGAUGAGUACAAUAUUAUGGGUGCUGCAGGUGUUUUGUAUGCAGCUGCUACCGAUACCACAUCCACCACGCUUUCAACCUUCGUGCUCGCGAUGGUGCUACAUCCUGACAUAUACAGGAAGGCGCAGGCAGAGAUUGAUCGAGUCAUAGGCACCGAGAGGCUACCAGACUUUAACGACAGAAGCUCCCUUCCAUACCUCGAGAAUGUUCUGCAAGAGACAUACCGUUGGAAUAUUCCUGUUCCUCUCGGCGUUCCUCAUGCAGUGAUCGGAGAUGAUGAGUAUCAGGGCCAUUAUAUUCCCGGAGGAACCACAAUCAUCCCCAACAUCUGGCUCAUGGCUCGCGACCCGGACGUCUUCCCCGAUCCUGACUCCUUCCGUCCUGAGCGCUUCGAAGAGAUGGACACAUCCACAGCAGCAUCCAGAGACAUGCAAAAGAUAGUCUUCGGCUUCGGUCGCCGAGUCUGCCCGGGUCGUCAAUUCGCCGACACGACCGUCUGGCUAGCAAUGGCGAAUAUCAUCGCGGCUUUCGAUAUUUCAAAGGCAAAAGAUGCGAUGGGCAACGAGAUCACACCUGUUCCUGCUUUUUCAUCCGGCACGAUUAGCCACCCGAAACCGUUCAAAGCACGGAUCCUUCCACGUUCGGACAAGGCUGCUGCGAUGGUUUCUCAGCUGUACAGAAGUAGCGCACUCUGA
Laetiporus sulphureus 93-53 is the source of this 1560-nucleotide messenger RNA. RefSeq names its product cytochrome P450. Gene Ontology annotation, molecular function: monooxygenase activity; iron ion binding; heme binding. NCBI's taxonomy places the organism in Eukaryota, Fungi, Basidiomycota, Agaricomycetes, Polyporales, Laetiporaceae. The record is from RefSeq and is a predicted model, not a curated record. The coding region runs from base 1 to 1560 and encodes 519 amino acids. The transcript has 13 exons.